Helianthus annuus (common sunflower) is the source of this 1668-nucleotide messenger RNA. RefSeq names its product probable protein phosphatase 2C 34. The transcript is spliced from 6 exons. The record is from RefSeq and is a predicted model, not a curated record. NCBI's taxonomy places the organism in Eukaryota, Viridiplantae, Streptophyta, Magnoliopsida, Asterales, Asteraceae. Gene Ontology annotation, molecular function: protein serine/threonine phosphatase activity. Bases 271 to 1365 code for a protein of 364 amino acids. Gene Ontology annotation, biological process: protein dephosphorylation.
ACAUGACCUUGAUAAAUAGAUAUACGUUGAUUAUACGUAUAUAUCGUCCACACACACACCCACCGUCUCUUGAUCAACACAAAGGGUGGCCUUGAUAUGCACACAACCUGUUUGUAUAAAUGCCCAAGUGACUUGAAAUAGUUUCCUUAAGUUAUACAUCAAGUGGAAGUUACCUGAAGUGAAGCUUCAGACUCCGUGUAUCCUCAUUUUUUCUUGCUGGGAUUGAAAAGAUCAUUCAUUGAAUCAAAUCUGGCUAAAAAACAAGAAAAGAUGGUGCAGUUUUCUGCUUUUUUGAGCGGAUUGACGAAAAAUAUUUCAUCAAAAAAGGGGAAGAAACGAAGGAUUAACCUUGGAAGAGAAGCUACCGAGACUUUGGCAAAGGAAUCGCGGAAAAAUGGUUUAUUAUUAACUUCUUCGGGUAACGUUUGUGCCGAAUGGUCUAGUAAUUACAUAUCGGCUUAUUCCAAGGGUGGAAAUAAGGGAACUAAUCAAGAUUCCUUCAUCGUAUGGGAGGGAUUUGGAGGGAAGGAAGAUGUGAUGUUAUGUGGAGUUUUCGACGGGCACGGGCCAUGGGGGCAUCUUGUCGGAAAACGAGUGAAGAAAGUAAUGCCGGCUUAUUUGCUACACUAUUGGCAAGAAGCUAUGGCUCAAUGUUCAAUCUUGAUGGAUGGGGAAUUGUGUAAAAAUGCAAACUUUGAUCAAUUUGGUGUGUGGAAGAACUCCUUCACCAAGGCUUGUUCUAUGGUUGAUUAUGAUCUUGAGCUUCAUCCUGUAAUCGAUUCCUUUUACAGUGGUACAGCGGCUGUGACUAUAAUCCGCGAGGGAGAUCUUAUUGUGUUGGCAAAUGUUGGUGAUUCUAGAGCUGUUCUUGGGACCACUUCAGACGAUGGGGAGGUGAUAGCCGUUCAACUAACUGUAGACUGUAAACCGAGUUUAUCUAAGGAAAGAGAGAGGAUAUACACAUCAGGAGGGUGUGUGUGCGAAUCAGAUGAUGAGCCAGGAGUGUCUAGGAUUCGAGUUUCAAUCAACGAGAUACCAGAAGGUCCAGGACUUGCGCUUUCAAGAGCUUUCGGUGACUUUUUUGUUAAAGAUUCCGGUCUUAUUUCCGAGCCUGACGUGAUACAAAGAACCUUGACCACACGCGAUCGUUUUGUUAUUUUGGCAACUGAUGGGGUAUGGGAUGUUGUCUCAAAUGAAAAGGCGGUGGAGAUUGUUUCAUCGUCAGCAGACGAAAGAGACGAAUCAGCAAAACGCCUGGUUGAGUAUGCAGCCGCUCAGUGGAAAUGUAAACGACCGGGAUUCGCAAAAGAUGAUAUCUCAGUUGUCUGCAUAUUUUUCAACAAUCCAUCGUCUUCUCAAGAUUAAGGAAGGAUCUAUAUAUGCAUGGGUGUUGUAUAUGGUGACCGGUGAGCAAUGUCUUAUUGCUAGCUUAUUAGUCUCCACAUGCGUAUUAUUGUAAACUAUUCCUUUCUUAUAGAAGUUGUAACUACCAGUGUUUUAUAACACCGGUAAUUAAAUUGGUUGCCUUGCCGAUCCACUGGUCGAACUAUCAACCUUCUCUGUUCGGCUUCCUCAAUACGGUCGACCAAACAGUCUACCGGUCAAUGAUUUUGUCAAUUCCCAUCAUAGUUUGUAACAUUUGAGAUUUUAAUCCUUCAAAUCCAUCUA